AUGAAGGGAAGCAGCACCCUCCUGCUUGCAGCCCUCACCAUGCUCUGCGUCUGCGGGCUGGCCACAGCAGGGGACAACGAUGAGUUUUUCAUGGACUUUCUGCGAACACUGCUGGUGGGGACCCCAGAUGAGCUCUACGAGGGGCCCCUGGCCAAGUACGACGUCAACGAGGAUGCCAAAGCAGCGCUGGUGGAGCUCAAGUCCUGCGUCGACGGUCUGCAGCCCGUGCACAAGGAGGAGCUGGUCAACCUGCUGGUGCAAGUGCUGGGCAAUAUGGAUGAUGCCUAA
Propithecus coquereli (Coquerel's sifaka) is the source of this 288-nucleotide messenger RNA. It is a transcript of the gene SCGB1C1, whose product is annotated as secretoglobin, family 1C, member 1. NCBI's taxonomy places the organism in Eukaryota, Metazoa, Chordata, Mammalia, Primates, Indriidae. The coding region runs from base 1 to 288 and encodes 95 amino acids. The transcript is spliced from 3 exons. The record is from RefSeq and is a predicted model, not a curated record.